This is a messenger RNA of Pelobates fuscus (common spadefoot toad), 671 nucleotides long. It is a transcript of the gene CRCP, whose product is annotated as CGRP receptor component. Gene Ontology annotation, molecular function: nucleotide binding. Gene Ontology annotation, biological process: transcription initiation at RNA polymerase III promoter. Lineage: Eukaryota; Metazoa; Chordata; Amphibia; Anura; Pelobatidae. Gene Ontology annotation, cellular component: RNA polymerase III complex. The transcript is spliced from 6 exons. The record is from RefSeq and is a predicted model, not a curated record. Bases 36 to 470 code for a protein of 144 amino acids.
AGUGGAUUAAUGAUGCACAGUGGAGCGCAGACAGCAUGGAAGUAAAAGAUGCAAACGCUGCCCUUCUGAGUAACUAUGAGGUGUUCCAGCUCCUGACUGACUUGAAACAACAACAGAGGGAAGGCCGGAAAAAUAAGAGUAGUGCUGGGCAGCAAAACCUUAAUACCAUCAUGUAUGAGACACUGAAAUAUCUGUCCAGCUCACCAUGUCGACUUCAAAGUCCAGAGAUAUUGCAAGAAUUUCUAACAGCUAUGAAAAGCCAUAAAUUAACCAAAGCAGAAAAGUUGCAGCUGCUUAAUCAUCGACCUUCAACUGCUGUUGAAAUACAGCUGAUGGUGGAGGAAAGCGAAGAAAGACUGACUGAGGAACAAAUUGAGCAGCUGAUCCAACAUGUGACCGGCAUACUUCCUGGAGACCCAGACACAGAAAUGGUUGAUCAGUCAGACAUGGUUGAGGAAGACAACCAAUAAGGAAUACGGGUUUCUUCCAUUCAUUUCAAAACAUUUUCAUUUGUAAUUGUGUUUUUUUUUAUCUACGUUUAUUCUGACAAAGACCAUUUUUGGGGGUUUGGAAUAGAUUGCCCUAUCUGUCAUGAUAUAGACAAGAUCAGGCUGUGUGCUACAUUUGGCUUAGCAUCAUAAGGGAUGUAAUGUGCCAGAGGUUGUUUAUUC